Syngnathoides biaculeatus (alligator pipefish) is the source of this 1490-nucleotide messenger RNA. RefSeq names its product KRR1 small subunit processome component homolog (gene krr1). Gene Ontology annotation, cellular component: nucleolus; small-subunit processome. The transcript has 10 exons. Lineage: Eukaryota; Metazoa; Chordata; Actinopteri; Syngnathiformes; Syngnathidae. The record is from RefSeq and is a predicted model, not a curated record. Bases 87 to 1235 code for a protein of 382 amino acids. Gene Ontology annotation, molecular function: RNA binding.
AGCAGCGAGAUACACUAGUCUUGUCACGCUUGCUCGAAAGUCCCCGAAGAAGAAAACAGUUGCGUCACUUCUGCCCCUAUUCAAAGAUGGCGUCUCAAAAUGGGACGGACGGCGUGAAUGAAGCACGAGCUUUGAAAAAAGCAGAAAAUGACAAACAAACAGAUGAAGCCGAUCUCUUGACUGUUCCCGAUGGCUGGAAAGAGCAGCCCUUUACCAAAGAAGACAACCCCCGCGGCAUGUUGGAGGAGAGCAGCUUCGCCACGCUGUUCCCAAAAUACCGAGAGUCCUACCUGAAAGAUUGCUGGCCGCUGGUGGAGAAGGCUUUGGGAGAAACGUACAUCAAAGCUUCGCUGGACCUGAUUGAGGGAAGCAUGACUGUCUGCACCACGAGGAAAACCUUUGACCCAUACGCCAUCAUCAGAGCCAGGGAUCUCAUCAAGCUCCUUGCCAGGAGCGUUCCAUUUGAACACGCUGUACGGAUAUUGCAGGACGAAGUGGCAUGUGACAUCAUCAAAGUAGGCACCCUGGUGAGGAACAGAGAGCGGUUUGUGAAGCGACGACAGCGUCUUAUCGGCCCGAAAGGUUCCACCUUAAAGGCUUUAGAACUGCUGACCAACUGCUACGUGAUGGUUCAGGGCAACACCGUGUCCGCCCUGGGACCCUACAACGGCCUGAAGGAGGUGCGCAAAGUUGUCAUGGACACGAUGAAAAACAUCCACCCCAUCUACAACAUCAAGACGCUGAUGAUCAAACGGGAACUGUCCAAAGACCCUGAGCUCCGGGUGCAGAACUGGGAGCGCUUCCUCCCCAAGUUCCGACACAAAAAUCUGUCCAAGCGCAAGGAGCCCAAGAAAAAGAGGGUGAAGAAAGAGUACACCCCCUUCCCGCCGCAACAGCCAGACAGCCAGAUUGACAAGGAGCUGGCCACGGGUGAAUUCUUCCUACGAGAAAGUGACAAAAAGAGGAAGCGGAUGGAAGAGAUCAAGGUGAAGCAAGCCGAGGCGCUCACCAAGAAGCAGGAGCAGAGGAACAAAGCUUUUAUUCCCCCGAAAGAGAAACCCUUGCCCAAGAAGAAGACUAAAGCUCCCGUGGAAAGCAAGCUGGACAUCGGCGCCAUUAAGGACAAAGUAAAAAAGGCCAAAACCAAGAAGCUGGGAGCCCCUCCGGUGAUGCCGGCACCCCCCGCCGACAGCACCGCAAACAAAAGGAAAAAAACUAAGCAAAGCAAAAGCUGAGGAUCACACGGAAAACUGUCUACUUUCCCUUGGAAUUUGGGAACUGUUGGACUCUCGGAGAGAGAGAGAGAGAGAGUGAGAGAGUGUGAAACCUUCCACCCCCCAUUUUGUGAGGAAUCUAUCUGUAAAUUUUCUGUGUGCUGUCCAGAUCACCCCAGUCAGUAUUUGUAGUUGAGAUCUACUCCUCCGCUCUGUGGUGCGUUGGACCACUUUUCUGAAAUUCCAAAUAAAGCCGCCGUUUAGAUCUGUGUCGCA